This is a messenger RNA of Symbiodinium necroappetens, 854 nucleotides long. Lineage: Eukaryota; Dinophyceae; Suessiales; Symbiodiniaceae. The record is from the annotation of a GenBank genome assembly.
AUGUCGCCCUGUGAUGGCUUUGAUGUCUCGGGCAACCUGCACGGUCAACAUUCGGCUUGCCCACAUGGCGAGGGUACCUGCCUGGAGGACGAGGAACUGCUCCUCGGCAUGUGCUACAAGAAGUGCUCGAUACUAACAGACGGCAGAUUUAACCACCGCGUGGCAGCGACAACUUGCUGUUCGGAGACCGGCUUGGCCUGUUUCAAUCCAAUGAACCUCAAGACAGACUUUGUGGGCUUUGCCGUGGGCGGCGGCAAGGGGGAUGGCAGCCAAGCAACUCCCUCGGUGCCGCACCUCCCCAUGAAGGAGCUGACAGAGAAGGGUUGGAAGGCGCCAAAGCAAGAGGCGGCCCCCACAUCCGAAACUUACAUCUUGAAGCCUGUACAUUGCUCGAGGCCUUCCCCCGAAUCCGCCCAGACAGGUUUCUCGGCCAUGGCGCUGCGGGCGCUGCCGGCCCUCCUAUGUUUGGCGGUGCUGGCGCAGGUUUGUCAAUGGAUUCUUCCUGCCUUCGUCACGGGCGCGCCAGCACCGGCAGAAAGAACUCCGAGCGUGGCAAUGCGCAGCCGCAGAUUCCGCAAGCGGGAUAUCGAGGCAUUCAUGACACCGUCAAAGCGACUUGACUUCAAGAGGAUGGAGUGCGACAGCGAGGAGUUUGUCUCUGAGGCCAUUGUGGGCGACCCGAGGGGCUUUGCGCACGCUUCCGAGCGACUUCGCAGUGACCGUGACUUUGUCAAGAAGAUGGUGAGGGUGAACCCAAGAGUGGUUGAUUUCAUGGACGAAGACCUUUUCGCCGACGAGGAGUUCAUCGAGGAGCUAAAGUGGGAACUGCAAUCAGCUGGCUUUGGCGGGCCCCA